AUGUCCCAUAUGCCAGAACCACUUUUAACUCGACAAAACUUUCUACCUUCCGCUGAGCGGCUCGGUUCAACUACUGAUAUGCAAUCUUUUGCCCAUCAUGUACAAACACUAUAUCAACUCGAAGUACCAAAUGCAAACAUUUAUCUCGCACUUUCAACUGACUUACCUGUAUCAAACCUAAUAGACACUUUUCAUGGCGCUGCUAAAAAAAUUGACCUUUGGCUUGAAUACGCAAACAUUGCUAUAUUUGCUUUGGAGCUUGACGUCAAAGAAGGAAUGAGUGUGAAAAAUGUUAGCGAAAUGGACGUCUUAAUACAUAAAUUUGCUCCAAACGUCGACUUAUUUCAGGAGUUGUCGCAGACUGUAUUUGACAAUCUGAAGCAACCAACUGAUGAGGAAAGACGUAAAGAAAUCAAGGAUAUACUUGAUAGAAUUCUUACCGAUUGGGUUGAGGUAAAAGCCUUUUUCGGAAGGGUUAAGAAAGAAAUGUCAGAGUCAAAACAAAGGCGUGAACUAUUAGAAACAAUGGAUCAAAUUUUAGUCUCCAUUGAAGAGUUAAACACCAAUAUUUUUGAAUACCAAGAACAACGUCAUAGUGGUUUAACCGGUAAUGACGGUGAAAUUUUUUCAUUUCCAAGGCUUAGUUCCAGUCCAACCUCACGAAGUAGGACUAUAACACCUGCUGCACCUUCAAGCUUCAACAACAACUCCCUUAAUGAGUUUAAUUCACGUGCUGACGUUGCAUUAAUGAAGCUUGAUUCUCGCUUAGAACCAUUGUCAGCACGCAUAGAAUAUUUAAGGUCUCGUUUAUCGGCCCCUAAUGCCCCAUCAGAUCCUAAUGGAAUUUUAUCGAGAAAGAAUAACAUGUUAACAAAUAAGUGGGAAGCGUUAAAACAAGAAAUGGAAUCUCUAAGAGAAGAAUGCAAGGAAGAUAGAUGGUUAACGGUAUUUAAACAAGUAACCGGAAAAGCUACUCAAAUGAUGGAUAAACUAGAAAGGGCAGUUAAACAAUGUAAGGACUUUAUUAUAAGAGCCACCAGUAGGUCAGAUUCACCUUUAAAAUUGUUACAGAACAGGGGAAUUUCAAUAACACCCUCUUCAAGACAUAAUCAAAGAUCCGCACAAUAUCAACAACAACCGCAAUCACCACAAUCUGUAUCUAUAACGUCAAAAGAUUUCCAAAAACUUUAUAAAAACUUUGAUGCUAAAAGGAAAUAUUACGUUCCGGCCGUGACCAAAAUGCUUACGAUGCUUGCCAACGGAAUUAAUAAUCAGAUGACAAAAGAUUGGGAAGCCAUUAAGAAAUAUAAAGCGAUGAAAGAACAUUGGAAUGUUAUUAUUGCUGGCGUUACCGAAGUUCAAAGGGAAAUGCCAGAAUUAGAAGCUGUAUUAGACGCAUCACUUUUUCCAAGUAACUCCCCCCCUUCAUCAAUACCUUCAUCAAUACCUUCAUCAAUCGCUUCUUCACCUCCAAUGUCUCCUAAUAUGAGACCAUCUAGAGGAAAGUACACACCUGAACCUGGUUCACCUCCAAAAGUUCAAAGAGCUUUAUCACCAUAUCGAAGGGUCAUCUCUCCAACAGACAUGCCAUCAUCAAGGAAUAAUGCGAGAUCCCCUUCUUUGCGUUCAAAAUCUCCUUCACCAAGGGCUUUGAGUCCCUUAGGAGGUGGGGGUCGUUCUUAUUUAACUCCAAAUGGUCGUAGAUCUGUAAGUCCACCACCACUGUCUGAUCGUCAUCCUUGGAAUUCACAAUAUAAUCAAUCACCUUAUAAUUCACCUUAUGGACCUUCAUACAAUAAUCAUGGUAAUCCUUAUUAUCGUGAACAUACAUUAUCUCCUCAACCGGGAAAUGGUCGAUCAAAAUCUUCUACAAGAUCCGAGUCUCCUGUGCUUUCUCCAACAGGCAGACCAAUGACACCUGGUGAUCGUAUGCACCCAUCAGCUAUUCCACGUCCUGUUACUAGCAUGGGAUUAGCUUCUAGGUCGAAUUCACGAGCGGGCAUGAGAUCUUUUCUUCCUCAACCAAGUACCCCACAGCCAGGCAUGACCUCUUCAUUAUCUCGUUUAGGUAUGGUAUCUCCACCUCCGAAACGUCAACAGUUAAGAUCACCAACUCCUUCUUCAGUUACAAGUAGCCUAUCAAGGCCUUUAACUCCUGAAACCGAUGAUCGUUCAAUGACUCCAUUAACUCAAACGUUAUCAAAAAUGUCAAUGGAUCAUUCCCCAUAUAUACCACUCAAAAGCGAUCCUCUUGACGUUGAAGUUGCUAAGGUGGUAAAUGCAUCCCCAUUAUCGGUUAAGGUAGAACGUGCUGGAGGCGAUAAGUAUCAUUUUGGAAAUGAAGGAGGAGGCCGUGAUAGGAAGAUUUACCUUUGUCGUUUGAUGAAAUAUGCUUCAAGUAGCAAAGUCAUGGUUCGAGUUGGCGGGGGCUGGCAGGAUUUGGAUAUGUUCUUGCUGGAUCACAGUCUUAUGAGUAGAGAUAUGAGAUAUUAA
This is a messenger RNA of Funneliformis geosporum, 2493 nucleotides long. The record is from the annotation of a GenBank genome assembly. Lineage: Eukaryota; Fungi; Glomeromycota; Glomeromycetes; Glomerales; Glomeraceae.